Messenger RNA from Rhopilema esculentum, 1312 nucleotides. RefSeq names its product synaptogyrin-1. Gene Ontology annotation, cellular component: synaptic vesicle membrane; neuromuscular junction. NCBI's taxonomy places the organism in Eukaryota, Metazoa, Cnidaria, Scyphozoa, Rhizostomeae, Rhizostomatidae. The record is from RefSeq and is a predicted model, not a curated record.
GCCUGCGUGGCAUUGGCUGGAUUGGAUAAGGCCACUGAUCGUUUGGAUAAGGCACAACAAAAUGGAUGAAAGUCGAGGUGGAUCCAGCUACGGAGGUAGAUUCGCUGGUGGAGACUUUGAUGCGAUUGAAUUUUUGAAAAGGCCGCAAACAAUCGUUCGUUUGAUAAGCUGGGUAUUUGCAAUUAUCGUUUUUGGAUGCAUCUCUGAUGGCUGUUAUGAUCCAGGCACUGGGCAUUGUCUUUUCCACAAAGAUGCAAAUGCAUGCAACUAUGGCAUUGGCAUAGGAGUUAUUGCAUUUCUUGCUUGCAUUAUUUUCUUGGUAGCAGAUGCAUCUUUUGAAAACAUUAGCAAUGCAGAGCUAAGGAAGAAGUUAGUUUUGGCUGACUUGGUCUUUUCUGGAUUUUGGUCAUUUCUUUGGUUUGUUGGAUUUUGUUACCUGGCAGACACCUGGAGGAAAUCAUCGACAAUAUCCUAUUCACAAUUUCAGCUCAAUCAUGCAAGAGCAUCCAUCACAUUUUCAUUUUUUUCUAUUAUAACCUGGGCUGGAUUGACAUCUAUGGCUUUUAUGCGACACAGAAAAGGCACAGACUUUGACACUGGAAUCCCAGGAGAAACUCGACAGUCACCAUAUGCAUCAUUUCCAGAACCAGAAGAUGACCAAGGAUUUCAAUCCCAGCCUUUUGGUGGGAAGCCGCAGCAACCAGUCACAACAGAGUACAAUGUCCCCUCAUACUAGAGGGAAAUGAAGUAUUUUUGCAACCAUUAGCUUAUAAAUGGAGACACAAGCAUGUCACUUUUUGCUUUGUAAUUUUUGUAUUAAAGUUGUAAGUUCUAAUGUUAAAUCACAUUGAUUUUUAUUCUGGGAAUGAUUAGUCUCACAAUGGUCCUCUUUCUUUGUCACCUCACCAACACAGCACCAACCAAUCCACACAGUACCACCCUACCCACUCUUUACCAACCAACCCACAUCAUACCAUACCAUCGUACCAUCUCAAAACAGAAUCCAGGUCUUGUUUUCUACCCCAAUUCUCAAGACAACUCUUGUACCAGGAAAGAUUUAUAUCAUUAGCAUGUGUCCAAUAACUUUCCAGGCGUUUAAGAUUUUUAAUUGCGCACGCUUUGUUGUUGUACGUUGUGGAAAAUAUUUACUUUUUCUUGAAAACGCUUUAGAUGGAGAUUUGCUGAAAUAGUUCAUAGCAAUAUUACAUGAUGAUUUGUAAUGCAUAUUUAUACUUUCGUGAAAUAAAUUGCUUGUUAUUAGUAAGUGAUCUGGAUAGUUGGUGCUACUAUCAUCAAGGCAAUUCGUAGAAAA